Molecule: messenger RNA, 23271 nt
Organism: Besnoitia besnoiti
Lineage: Eukaryota; Apicomplexa; Conoidasida; Eucoccidiorida; Sarcocystidae
Exons: 11
Coding region: 1-23271 (7756 amino acids)
Source: RefSeq, a predicted model, not a curated record
AUGACACUGCUCGGGCUGUUUCAAACGUGUCUCCUCUUCUUCUCUGUGGCAUUUCUUAUCGUGCCGUUUCUCCUGUCUCUGCUCCUUCCGUCGCUCAUUCGCCGCUUCCCUCUUUCCAAAGCGGGGAAGCGCAAGCUGCUCUGGCUCAUGCAUGCGGCUGCAGACUCUGGAGCAGCAAACGGGUCUGGCGACGUCGAAGAAGCUCCUGGGUUGUCACAGGAAGGCGCCCCCGCCCCGAUUGCCCGCGGUUUUGUUAGUGGCGUCUCCUCAGAGGGAAUACACUCCUCUGCUGCGGACGACCUGCAGGCGGGCUCCAAAGAUGCGGACGACGAUGAAUGGUUCCUUACGGUCACCUCCGUUAGGUGCGCAGGCUUCCUGCGCUUUGCAGAUGUCUCCCUGCUGCUGGAGCGGAGAAGCACCGAUGGUGGCGAGUAUAGGAGACUGACAGAGGCGCCUUCUCGCGGGGCAUGCACUGGCUAUGGAGAAUCGUAUAUUGCUCCUACGACACGCAGUCAGAGCUUUCCACGGCCUCAAAGGAGCCCGGCGCGGGAGCUAGCCACGAACGAUGGCGGCACAUGUGUGUCUGCGGAUCCAAAGUCCGCCACGGCUGACUGUUCUUUGUUUCUUCCUAGCGCCCGGAUCGAUAUCGACGAUGUGAAACUCCGUCUUCGAUACAUUCCCGACGCUCAUCCGUGGUCGGCCGCUCGUCUGAGGAAGAACCGCCUCGUCUCACCGGGCUGGAAAAGCCACGUUGUUCGUUCUGUGAACGAUCGAUGCCGUCGAGCUAUCGAGUUGCUUUGUCCCCAGGUUGGUUCACCUCUUCUUGCUUCUCUUCCCGCGUGGAUUCAUGGUCACAUCGACCACGUGCGAACUCUUCUCUGUCAACCGAGGGCUGACGAGGCGCAAAGCCCCGUCAGUGACCCUCGCAUGCAGUUGCCCUCCUGUCCGGCCGCUGGCGCGUCAGGGGGCGACCCCGCGCGGAAGAACGCAGACUGCCGCUGGACUCUUCGUUUGUCGCUUGAAUGCAGCAGCAUCGGUCUCCACGUGGCUGUCGGGCGGGAUGGCGAGGCCCCGAGCGAGUGCGCGACUCGCAGCGCCUCGAUGCCGCACGUGCGCGCUGCAUCGAGAGACGACGUGGAGACGCAGCGGAGCCGAGAGGAAGCCAAGCACAGUGGAGGCCGCGUCCGAACGGCGGAUCCGCGGACCGCGGCGGCGAGCACCAGGGUGCCGUCCGGCGACGGCCGGGAGGGCGUCACGUCCUCUCGGCGGGUGGAGCAAGGACGCGACUCCGCAGACUCGCGUUCUGUCUCCAUCCCCGCGUCGUCGCCCGUCGCUGCAUCUUCUUCGAAUGCUCCCGGCUCGCCGUGCGAGACGCCUUCCAGCUACACGCAGGCGGAACCUGACGCGCACGCCAGCCGCGAGGAGACACUGACCCUCCCGUCGAGCCAGCCGCAGUCUCCAACGAGCGCCGCGGCCUACGAAAACUCUUUUCUGUGUUCGCAGCCAGUUCGAUCUCGCGCGGACGGCGUGCAUCUGCUUUUCUCUCCCAAGGGCGCAGGUCGCAUGUCGGGGGGGGGCCCGCUCGGCGGCGGCGCGGCCGACAGUGACGAGGCGAGGACGGAGGGAAAGCAAAGAGCCAGACGAGGAUCCGCGUUGGAAGCUGCCAGGCAAGGAAGCCGAGACGGCGGAAGGACGGGGCCCCGACGCGCUCCACGUUAUGCCUCCCCCUUGUCGCAGAGUGUACGACGCCUGCAGUCUGCAUCCGCUGCCGAGUCACCUCGUGCCGCGCCAUCCCCGCUGUCCCCCCGAGUCCGUCGGCGUCCAUCGCCGCCCGAUGCGUCCGCCGUCCCCCCGGCUAGCCUCUUUCAGUCUGUUUUGGUUCUCUGUAUCGUUCACGUGGUCGCUCGUUCGUGCGCCUUGCGCGUGUCUCGUUUCCAGCUCAGUAUCCUCGUUUCUGCGUCCUACGACGAGUCGGAAGAGGAGCGAGAGCGCCGCAAACACGAGCGCGAGGAAGGCUUCCAUCUGAGCGAGCGUCUGGCGUUUUCCUCUCCGUUUUGCGCGUCGUCGGCCUGCGCAAAGCGGGGAGCGCACCGAGACCCGCUGGUGACUCACGCGCGGUCUACCUCCCCCGCGACGGCUUCUCAGUUUGCGGAAGCGGAAGAAGCCUCCUCAGGAGGUUGCGCCGACGCCCGCCCUGUCUCCCCGUCUGACGCGUCACGUACCACAGGGGCUUGGCGGCGCCGCGCUGAGCGCCGCCGGGUCCCGUGUCGAGCUCUGUCGCCAGCCUCCCUCGCGCUGCCUCCUGCCUCGUCGUGUGGGGUCCCGAGCGACUUGGCUUCCGCCCAGCCGCACGCCUCGAUUUCCGCGUGCUUUGUCCUCGCUGUGGAAGACCUGGUGGUGCUGCCCGGAGGAGAGUUUGCCGCCGUCUUUGUCGACUUGGCGGUGAAGAAGCGAGCGGCAGCCCACGUGCUCCAUCCGUCCACUGACUUUCCGCGACUGCUGCCUAGCGACGUGGCGAGCUGCGUCAACCCUCUCCCCCGCUUCCUCGCCACGGCCUUCCCCUGUCUGCGUGCGGAGGCAGAGAAAGGGUGCGCGAGCCUGCGAGCAGGAGGCCGCAGACCUGGGCACGACGACCACCCGCCGGCGCCGCUCCAGGCGCAUGGAGCCGCAGACGAGCUAGCAGACACCGUGCAGCAGGCCUCCGCGUCGCCCGGCCUCGGGUGUCUGGGGUCUUUCCUUUCGUUCUACACGCAUCACUACGGAGCGUCCGCCUCGACGCUUCUGGCUGGGCUGUCUUCUGCGUCUACUGGCACGAAGAGCAGCGAGCGCGCUGCGUCGUUUCAGAGGCUUCUCUCUCCCGCCUCGCUGGGCAGCCCUGACCCCGCCGAAGGCCGAGGCUUCUCUCUGCUCCAGUCUUCGUGGAUGUCGGAUGGUGCGGCGCGAGACGCCCGCGUCGCACCUCAGCUGCUGCAGCGGGAAGACAUCGCGGCGACUCUCCGACGGCGGAGCCGCAAGAAGCCGUGGUCGGUGUGUUCUGUGCGUGGCGUGCGCGUCGCGUUCUCUUCGGAUCUCCUGCUGAACGCCCACCUGAACCAAGUCGGGCGUCUCUUUCACCUUUACUGGGCAUGCGUCGCCUCGUACCAGCUCCGCGCUCUGGACGGCCGUCAGGCGCCGCAGGCUGCCGUGGCUGGUGCCGCAGCGGGGGCAGGGCAUGCGGCGCAGCUGCCGGGUGCCGCCCGCAGUCGACGCGGAGGAUGCUCCCUCGAACAGCUGGAAGAAGGCGCGGGCGAGCUCCGAGGGGAGAGAGCCGAGGAGUUGGCCGCGGCGGAGGGCGACGAGGAGGCUGAGACAGACCCAGACGAAGAAGAAGUCGACUUGGAGACGCGCGAGCUGCCCGUGACCGUCUCGGUGUCGCGCGCGGUCGUUCAGGUGUUCGAGCGGUCUGCGGCCUGCGCACUCCUGCUGGAGGCGUCGCAGGUUUCCGUGCAGCUCGGCGUGGAGAAGGCGCAUGUGCUGAUCUGCCCGCGGGUCCUGUUGCAGCAGCACGGGGAGGAAGAGGAGCGGCUGGCGGUGUGGGGCAGAAACGCCGACGGGUAUCUCCCGGCGCUAGAGCGGAGCGGCCCUCGGGCUUUCUGGGGCGGUCUGCAGAGCUCAGUGCAGUCCCUUGGAGGCCUCGCCGCGUGGAGAGGCAGCGGAGGCGGCUUGAGCGCGCGCAGCGCGGCGCGCCGACGCAGCUCAGGGUCGCCGUUCUCACGCGCGGCGGCUCUGCGCCGCCAACCAGCGAGCGGAGGCCGAGACCGCCCCCGCGCGGAAGACGCGAGCGAGGACGAGGCGCUCGAAGAGGAGGAAGCGGGGACCGUCGCGGGGCCAGACGACGGCGGGCUGGAAGGCCCCCCGUGGCGUGCGCCGCGACUCCUCGUGCGCAGGCGCGUCCGGUACGCCGCGACGGCCCUCUACGCGCGGCUGUGCCUCGCCUCUGUGGAGGCCCCGCGUGUGCCGCUGCCCGCGCCUCCGCCCCCGGGACUGGGGGAAGCCCAGCGCGACGCCGGCGCGCCCGAGCAGCAGACGGACGCGCCGGCGUCGCGCUGGGCUUCGCCCGCCGCUCCCCGCCACCCACCCCAGGCGCUCGGCGGGACGUCCUCGAGCGACUGCCGCCUGCCCCCGCCGCCGACGCCGUCCUGCGGCGGGGGGUCGCGCGUCGAGCUGCUGCACGCCGCAGUGCUCCGCGGCCGAAGCGCGGCGGUGCGCGUGAUUGGGGAGCUCGCCGGGCUGCGGAUGGAAGGCAGCACGCAGCAGAAGCCCAGCUGGCGGCAGAACGUGCGCCUGACAGCUGCCGCCGGCUGGCUCCUGUGGGUCGAGAAGGGCCUCUUGUACUGGCUGAUGCUUCUCCUCCACCUCAAGACCACCUGGGUGCUGCAGAAGAAGAAUGCGAAGCUCCGACUGGCGCCGCCCACCGACUGCAGGGCUCCCCCGGGCGCCGCGUUGCGGGCGAAGAAACGGAGCACGGGCACGAGCCCCAGCGCGGUCACGCCGCAGCCGACUGCCGAGCGCGUGGUCGCGGUGAAGGAGCACGGACGGCGCGAUCCCCCGGAGAGCGAAGGACAGGCGGCGGCGCCCGGUAGCCUGCUCUCCCCGCGUCGCAGCGAGCGACACGAGGCGAGCGAGGCAAGGCAGACUCUGGGUCACGGAGAAGAAGCCUCGGCGCCGCGAGAUGCGAAACCCUCGAGGCCAGGCGUGGAAGCGAGGAGCCCGAAGAGCCCCGCAGCAGAGGGCGGCGCUGAAGAGGCGGAGCCAGAGAGCGGGGGGGACAGGCUGAAGGCCGACUUUCAUCAAGAGGAAGAACACAGCGCGAAAGCGUCGGCGCUUCGAAAGCCUUUCCUGCACGAAGUCGCUCCUUUCGCGAAUCCGGUGCAGAGCGACGCAUCCCUGUCGACCCUCCUCGACGCUGAGGAAGACCUGCCCGCCUUCGAGGUCCGGUGCAGACAGUCGUUCCACGCGCGGUUCUUCAACGUGUGCAUCUUCUCUCCAGUCACACCUCUGCCUUCUUCUCCGCCGUCCUCUGAGUCCGCCGCGUCGACUCCUCGCGCUGCCUCGUCGUCCGAGGCCGCUCCGGCCUCCUCCGCGGUCUCCGCGCGUUGCGGGGAGCCCGCGCCCGGGACUCGCGAAGAGUCGCCGCAGGAGGACGCGGGGGGGGGACGCACAGACGCGGCGGGCGGCAACCACACGGCUGGGAGAGACCGGCGAGGAGGAGACGCAGAGCCGCUAGAGCCCCGCGCAGGCGUCCUGCGUCUAGUGAGCAACGUGCUCGUCGUCCACGCCUCAGAUGUGGCAGCAGCCACCGUCAUCGCCGCCCUGCCUCUGCGCGCCGUCCCCGCGGUGCUCGCUCCCCAGCUCCCGCAGGAAACGGCGGAGAAGAAACACAACGGCAACCCAGACAGCCGCGAAACCCCGACCGCUGCCGCGGGGGCUGCCGCCGAGCCGCGGGCCGGCACGGAAGCCCCGCGGGCCUCCGCCGCGCGCAGGGAGGAGGGCGGCGGAGCCGUUGAUGGGCGCGAGGCGCGCGUGACGCGCUUUGAGCCCUUUGUGUGUCAGGGGCGACUGCUUGGCUCAGGCGACGUCCCCUUGAAGGCGGGGGGUCGCAUGUUUCCGCCGAGACAGGCGCAAAGGAGGCCGAGGGAAGGGCCUGCAGCCCCGGAGGCCAGCGACGCCUCGCCUGCUUCGGGCGCAGAGCGGGAGUGGCGCUCGGUCGUCGACUGCGCCGCUCUGCUCAUCUCUCUCCCGCAAGCGCCUCGCGGCGUCUCUGUCCAGCUGAGCUCGGUUCGCGGGCGCCUCUGUGAGGAGCUGCUGCUGCCGCUGCAGAGUCUCCUCGGCGCGGCGCAAUUCGACAUGAUGACUCACCGCCUCGCUAAGCUGAAGACGGAUGUGCCGACUGCCGCAGGCGCGGAGCCGCUGGUGUCGGUCCGCGUCUGCGACAUCGACGUCCUUCUCGCGUCACGGCUGGCGCUGUCCGCCGAGCGCGUUCUGAUCAACAUCCAGCCGUCUCGAAUGCCCUCUGCGUCGGCUCUCUCGCGCUCUUCGUCUAUCACUGCCUCGCCGUGCGUCUCGGCUUCCUCCUCCGCCUAUGCCGCCCCUGCCGCCCUCUCCCCGUCCUGCGCGCAGACCUCGCAUGCGGGCGACCUGUUUCCUCAGUCCGUGCCCUCUCCCGCCGCGCCGUCUCCGGCGGGGCCUUCGCCUCGCCCCACAUGCGCAGGCGCUGCGGAGAGAGGAGCCGCCUCGACGAAGAACGCGCUGCGCAGCUUCGCCGGCGGCUCCGCUGGACCCGGGCGCGAGAAAAAGUCUGUUCACCCGCAUGUCGAGGCGCCAGCAGCGCCCGACGUCCGCGGCGCGCUCAAGUCGAAAAACGGGUCUUCGCGCCUGAAGAGCGGCUUUUCGCCCUGCGUCACAUACGAGGUUCUGCCUCUGCCUCCUCUCCUCAAGUGCGCGACGGUCCGCGUGUCUGUGCAGCUGCGGAGGCCGCCAAAAGGCCUCAGCCUGCAGCCGCACCACGCUCCGGCGCCCCGCGGCGCGAGCCGGCGACCGCGCCCCGAGAGCGGCCUGCCGCCCUCGAACCCUGAACUCGCCCCCAGUCAGCCUCCAGCCUCGGAUUGCCGCCGCGCGACGCCUGCGUCUCCGCGUUCUGCGAUUCCGCCAGCCGCCGUGGAGCCUUCAGAUGUUGGCGGGGAUGCCGCGGGGCGGACACGCGACGCUCCAGUCUCCGGUGAGGCGCCCGAGUCCUCUCCGCAGCCUUCCUCAGAGCUUGCUACGUUGGUGGGUCGUCUUUCCUCACCGUCUUCCGCUGUGUGUCCUCUGCAUGCUUCGGCUGGCUGCGCAGCGUCAGCCCCUCGGCGGGGGAGUGCUAGAGAGGACGCCGGCUCCCGCGGUGCGUCGGCGGUCGCCUGGCAGCAGCAGCGUGUGUGUGUGUGGAUCAUCGGCUGCGAAAUCUGUCUGCCUCCGCCGGGGCUUCCGAGUGCCCGCGUGUCUUCUGGGGCGUGUGUGGGGGGUCCGGACGCCGAGGAUCGCUCUCUUUUCUCGCACCUGCUUGAAGCGGUCGCCAGCCCCGCGCUAGGCAUUCUGCGCACGAUGCAUGCGGCGUGGCUCCUCAACAGCCGAUUCUCGCAGGCGCAGCACGGCCACCUUGCGCUCGCGGCUCUCGCGGCGUCUGCCUCGCGUGGAGCCGGCGCGCCGUCGUUCUUCCCCGUUCUUUUUCACCCCUCGGGUCUCUCGUCCUUCUCUGCGUCUCCGGCGCGGUCGGCACGAUCGGCGCUCUCGUCUGCGCCCUGCGGCGAGCAGCCGCCAGCUGACGCGGGCGCCGAGGCCUGCUGCCCCCCAGAGGCGGGAUGCGCGUCUGCAUCCACGGCAGAGGCGUCCUGGCUGUUUUCGGGUCCUUCCUGCACCCUCUGCGCAGACUCCAUGGCUUCGUUCGCCUCGCCGCGGGGGGAGUCCCCCGCAGCCGCGGCCGCGGCGGGCAGCCUCGAGGCGGCCGUUGCGGCUCUGUUUGAGGGUGCUCGCGCGCGGGCGCUUCCCGAGGGGCAGCGCCGGUCUCCGUCGUCGCCGCCCACUGCAGUCGAGCUCGUGUUUCGCGACUUCCAGGUCACCGUCCUCGCGCCCUCUUCUCUCGGGGUGCACUUCUCCGCUCGGCGUCCUUCCGCCGGCUCCGCCUCCUCGCCCAUGUGCGCAUUCGAGGACUUGCACGCAGAGCGCGCGCUCGCCGCAGAGAGAGAGAGGCGCUGGGCUCUCCCCGCAGCGGAGCGCGGGGUCGUCACUGGCGCCGAUCUUUUUCUCCUCCUUCCGCCGCUGGUCAUUCUGCCUGCGAUGCAGGCAGCAAUCCGGCAGCUGCGUGUCUCCGAGGCCGCUGAGGAGGCGAAGGCCCUGAACGCCACGGUCGCGUCCUCCAGGUCUGCUACUGUGUGCGUGGGGCGGUCGCCUCCGCUUCCUCCUGCAUCGCCUCCGGGUUCUUCUUGCUUUCUUGCUUACUCGCCGCAGCAGAGCGUCUGGCCGCGGGUGUGUCCGCCGCUGCUGCUGUUUGGCGUCUCCUCUGCGUCCGUCGGCUUCCUCGACGAACACACGCCGGGCUGCGCGUAUCUCCUUCGCACGGCAGCCGCGGCCGCUGUCGCUCCCGCCUCGCCUGCGUCCUUAGGCGGCUCCGCCGCGCCUCAGUCGGCCGACCUCCACGGGGCUUCGCUCGGGUCCGGGGGCUGCCCUCGGGCUGCAGCAGCCGCAGCGGCGAGAGGGAGAAGCGACCUCUCGAGGGGGCAGAAGAAGGAGCCGGGCGGCUCGCUCUCUCCCUGUCUCUUUUCGUUGCCGUGUGCUCGUGAGGCGCGUGGGGAGGCGGCGGAAGAGUUGCACGCGCGCGGCGGGACCGCGCGGCCUGUGUCCUGCUCCACAGCUGGCAGCUGCGACGCAGACUUCGCGUCUUCUCUCCAGAGUCAAGCCUGGAGGUUGGGAGGAGCUGAGGCGCCGCCGGACUCAGGUGCGCCGUCAUUCGCGCGCCCGUCCCUCGUGACUCAGGUGGACAUAGACGAUCUUCGUCUUCUUUUAUUCUCUCCUUCGCCGACGACGUUCAGCCCACCCUCGCCGUCCCCCACAGCUUUCUGGACGCAGCCUCAGGGCGAAGCGAGGUAUGCGAAGGCGAGCGAGUCGAGACCCCGCCCCGCGCGUGAGCCAGGCGGGUCGCGAGCCGAGAGGAACGCAGGUGGCGCCCCGCGCGACACAGCGGCGGCCGAGUCCUCUGUUUGUGAGCAGGUCGCUGCUGCGAGGAAGGACGGCGAGGCUGAGCCGCACAUGGGCGUGACUGCUUCGCCGGCGUGGAUGUUUCAGGCUUCGCGGCUUCACUGCGCGUUUGCAAAGCAGCAGGGGCUCCGUCGACUGGGUGCUCGCGGCUCAUACCGAGGCCCUACCUUGGGUCGGGGAGACAACGCGCCUCCUCACUCCGGGCAGUGUCUCUCCUCUGGCGUCAUCCCGUCCUCUUCCUCCACGGUAUGUUUGCCCUCCACGGGCUCUGCUGUGGCGCAAAUCGCGUCAGUCGGCUGCGACUCCAGAUUGGCGUCGACCGUGCCCGCGACAGGGCACAGCGACACGGAGGCGCUGGAGAUUCUUGCGCUCGCCGUCGACUGCGAGGGUGGGCUGCAAGCUCGGUGCUGCGCGAGUCUCCUCGAGACUGGAGCCGCGACCGUGGCGUCGCUCCGCAUUCUCCAGAGCCUCUGGGGCGCCUCGGCCUCCGCAGAGGCCCGCAGGCUGCUCGGGGUCGCUCAGCGAGAAGCGGCCGCCUACCGCGACAGAGAGCUGGAGGCGCGUCGCCACGCGCGGAUUGUCGCGGCGACCGAACUCGCCGUUGCGUCCGCGCCUCUGCUUCCUGCCGCGGCGCUCUAUGCGCCCGCACCUCCUGCUUCGCUGUCGCGUUCGGCACUUCCGUGCGAAGUUCUCUUCGGUGCGGCGUGGGCGCGGGCGGCGCGUGAGGAGGGGGAGCGCGCGCGAGCGAAGGCAACGGCGCUGCAGGCCUCGCAGGCGGCCGCUGCAGCGCGGCGCCUCACGCAGACGGUGCUGCUGGACGUCUCUCUGGCGGCGGGGGCGGAGAUUCGCUGCGAGCUGCACCGAGUCCCCGUGCUGCGCGUCUCUCUGCCGCAGGCUGCGGCGAGCGCGCGGAUGCAGCUCGUAUGGCCACCAGGGCUUCGAGGCGCCAAGCAAGAGUCAACGGAGGAGGAAGCAGCGACACCUCCCCGGCGAGGCGUUGGGGGAGGCGCGGUGGCAGACGCGGCGCUGGAGAAAGACGCCGGGAGCAGGCGCGCGGAGAAGCGGCUGCGCGCCGCAGGGAGGCUGCAGAGGAGGGCAGCGCUCGCGGGCAGCGCCCGCGAGCAGCUGCUCUCGGCGACGCUGGAAACACGCUUCAGCCUCCGCGAAGGGCUGCAGGUCACAACUAUGAUGACGACUGCAGGCGAGACGCCGACGCCAGCGCUGCCGCAGAGGCUCGCCGCGACCGCAGGCGACGAGGCAGCGAUGCAUGCGCCGGGGCCUCUUUCUUCCAGCGCGUCUGCGGGGGGGGCGUCUCGUGCGAUGCCGCUGCUCGUUCACCUCGCCCAACUCGACGCGUCUCUCGCGGCGCAGCUCUGUGCACCCGAUGCAGCCCCGCGCCUCGCUGUGGCCUCCGACGGUGCGGCGGCGCCUUCGGGACCGCCCUCGCUCCUCUCGCAGCCCGAGAAAGGGCUUCCUUACGCGUGGGCUGACGUUUUCGCGGGAGGAGCAGGCGGGAGGGAGCGCCUCGGAGGCCGCGAAGCGUCGCCGUCUCGACCGGGCGAGGGCUUGUCUGCCUCGCCGUCCUCUCGCGCGCUGCCGCUUCCGCGCCGGCGACACCUUCGCCUGUCGCUGCAGGCGCAGGUGAAGGGCGUGCGCGCUUCCGAGCCCGAAGAGACAGUUGGAGCCGCGACCUCGCGGCGGGCCGCCGUCCACGGCUGGGCUCCCUCGCCGAAGGAGGAGAAACAGGCAAGGGCGGCGGCGGGCACGGAGACCGUACAGGAGACACGAGGCUCUCUGCGGGAUUCAGGCACCGACUUAGAGGCGCAGAGGCACGCGGAGGCGUCGCGGAGGGCUGCCCAGCCCGCUGUCGCCGCCUCUUCUUUUCGCCUCACUGUGAACUGCCUACCCGAGCACGUGGCUCUGCUGCUUCAACUGGUAGGGACGCGCGCCGCGCAGCAGCAGCUCGUGCGCCAGCUGCAGCGAUUUCAGGCACAAGUCGCGCGCGAGGCGUCGCCCGCCAAGGAUGAGUUCUCGGCUUUGGAUGCGCUCUCGCGAUGUCUCCAAGAGAACCUGACGGCAGAGAUCUUCCUGCAUCUGGCUGCCUCCGACCUCCACGGAAAAUUCGAUCUCGCGCGUGGAUGUCUCGCCGCUGUCGAGUAUCGCGACACGAUUCGAAUCGGCUUUAUCUCUUCACCGUCGUCCUGUCGCGCGUUCUGCUCCCCUCGGGGCGGCGUUUCAGAAGAGGAGGCGCGAGCUUCGCGUGCGUCGCUAUCCUCGUCGACGUCGCGUGGAGCAGGCGGCGCUUUCUCAGAAGACAGCGACGCACCGGCGAGCACAGCCUCGACGAAGAAGUGGACAGACGCCGAGAGACGGGCUCGCGCAGAAGCGCCCCUCUGCUCAGCGCGGGGAAGGAACGGCUUUCUCUCUCAGCGGGACGCGAGCAGCGCCCGGGAGCUUCGGGAAAGCGAGACCGGAGACCGGCGAGAGGUGCCUCACGCGUGGGAGAUCCUAGACGAAGAGGGCAACGCGCGCGCGCGACGGCGGACGUUUCGAAAGCUGAAAUGCGGCGACGCGAGUGAGCUGAAGGGCGCGAGGAGGCUGAAAGGGCGAAGCAAGCAUCUGUACGCCGGCGACAGGCGAGGCUCGGGGCGGUCGGCGUCGUCGUACGACGAGGAGUCGACACCCCCAGGCGGGGAAGCCUGGCGGCGGAGAAUACAGCGCCGCGAGGUGACAGAGCGGCCCCAGCCGCGCGACCGCAGCGGGAACGCCUCCACGCGGCGCCCAUGGUUUCAGGGCCUCCGCCGGUGGGCUGAGGAGGAAGAAGAGGACGCCGCAUGGAGCAGCGGCAGCGGGUGUAGCAGCAGCGGCGAGCGCAGCGAAGCAUGCCGAGGGCGCGGAGCCAGAAGUCCUUCACAGGACUGUCUCGCGGGAGGAAGUGCGUCGACAGAAGACAGCGAGUGCGACAACAGACGAGGCCGCAACGAGGGGGGGGAGCACACGCACACGAGCUUGAGGCGGCGGUCAGCGGAGAGGACUGAGGAGGACGACGACGUCGCAACGAGCUCCUCAUUCACGAGUGACGCCGCGAGCGCAGCAGGUGCACUCGAUCCCGUUGCGGACGGAAGAGACGGUUCAGAAGGCCAAAAGCAGAGAGAGGAGGGGGGCGGCAGAGAAUGUUCCGCGGGUCGCGCCCAGUCGCGGGCUCGCUCUGCCGUCGGUCCCGGCCCUAUGCGUCGCCAUCGCGGGCGCGAGGCCUCGUGGCUGGUCACGCCGCUCUCUCCUUUUUCGAGUGAAGAGGCGCCCGCAGCGUUCAACAGCCGGCGAUGCGUGCUGGUCGUCCGCCAGGCCUUCUUCGGCUUCGAGUGUCCUGCGGCUCCGGCCUCACCGCCUCUCUGCCUUCCCCCGCGUUCGCGCUACACAUCCGCGUCCGUCGGCGGGCGCCGAGAAGCCCGCACCGCAGCCGUCGCUGCCUCGUCCUGCGCGGCUGUCUCGGCGUCGUCCUCGUUGUUUGGCGCGUUCCCUCCAGCCCCAGGCGCCGGCGACGGCCUCCUCCCCCCCCACGCGCACCCGCACCUCCCCGCCGAGUCAUGUCGCUCGCUAGCUCCCCAUCAGCCGCCCGCCUGUGCUGCGGCGGCUGUCGACCGCCGCGGCACUCCCGGCGCCCUGAGCGCAAGCGACCUCUCCUCGCCAGCCAUAUGUGCGUCGCCGGCGCGCGAGGCCUGUCCCCCAGGGAGCGACUUCGCGCCUCCGUUCCCGAGAAGUCCCGCCGCCGCGCGCUUCGCCCUUGACUCCACCAGCUGGCCUUCGACCGGCUGCGCAGCACUCCCCGACAGGGCGCCGCCUCCGGCGGGGCUGCCCUCUUCGCCCUUCGCGGAGGCCCCGGGGGGGGGGGUGAGUGGCGGCGGGCGGAAGGCGCGGCGGGCGGCGCGCGAGGCCCGCCGCCCGCCUUACUGCCUCGGCGUCUCGCGCUGGAGUCUCCGGGGGCCGGGGGGCGAGCCCGUGAGAGGCUGGCGCGGCGACGGAGAGGGCAGAUUUCUGUGGGAUGACGAGCGAGCCGGCGGCGCCGAGGGCGCGGCCGAAGCGGAGCCUCACUGGUGCGGAGGCAGCCGGCGCGCGGCAGCCAUCGGGCGCAUCUCGCCGGCAGCGCUCGCGCUUCUCUGCGGCGUCCGCCUGCCGCCGCCAGUUCCGCAGCCGCAGGCGCUCGUGCUGCCCUGCCUGCGACUCCCGGGGGUGCGCUUCGAGGUCCUUCAAGAAGAAGAAGCGGAAGCGCGCGACGCGGCGCGGGAGACAGCGCGGCGGAAAAAACGGCGGGACGCGCACUCAAGAAGCAGCAGACACACGAGGGAGGACAGGGGCAGCAGCGCGUGCAGAGAUGAAGACGAGGGAGAGGAGAGCAAAGGCCCGCGGCGCGGGAGAGGGCGAGACGCAGGGGAGGAGACGCGGCGGGGGUGGGCGGCUCCCAGCAGGACGCGCUCAAAGGCUUCAUCAGGUGCGGUAUCGCGUGCGGCGCGUCCGCAACUCAAUCUCUUUUGCGUGGUGAGCGCUCCCUCGGUGCUCAUCUCGCCCUCCACACUCGUCUGCAUUCGCCACCUCGUUCUCCUCACCGACGCCUGCCGCGCACUCCUCCUCCCCUUCUGCGAGCAAGUGAAAGAUCUGACCAGCCAGGCGCGACUCGCGUCCUUGAAGCAGGCGGCCGUGGAUGGCGGCGGGGGGGCAGGCGCCGCUGGAAGCCUCGCUUCCUGCGGACGGCGAGGCGAGAAGGCGGUGCCGCGCAAGCGCUUCACUGGCAGGAUCAUUCCCUGUCUCUCUCGCUCGAAACCAGCCGACAGAGGAGCUGCGAAGGGCGCACCUCCCGCGCUCUUUGUCCUCGACGUGACGCUCCUUUGUCUCCGUCCGCAGGCGAAUGUCCACUGCAUCGCGGCCGCCCGUGGGGCGUCGCCGUCGCCGCUGUCUCUCCUUCCCCUCGCCAGAACGGCAGGUGCAGUUUCCUCCCCGUCUCUGCCGCGUCCGCGGACGGCCGAAGCCGCGGCGGGCGGCUCGCAGGCGUCUUUCUCGUCGAGUGCCUUCGCCUCACCGCCGCCGUCGUGCUUCUCGUCCUCCUCGCCGGCCUUCGCCUUUCCGCACAUCUCGCUGGAGCGACUUCCCUUCGCGUCCGGUUUCCCCUUCGUCGUGGAUGACGAUCUGCUCCACCUGCCGCCAGACGUCUUCUUGCGGGCUGCAGGCAGCUCAUUCCUCUCUGCGUCCGCGUGGCUGUUUGCGUCUCAGGCGGGGCGUGCAGACUAUGCGGGCGCGUCGUCAGCGGAGGACGGGGAACGCGACGACGCCCGAGGAAGCUGCCUCGCGCUUCCCGCGCCUCCGCCGCUGCUGCUGCCUGGUCAGCUGCGCCAGGAAGCUGUGCACGCCGACGUGGCGCCGCUUCUGCUGCCCUACAAGAAAGUCCUUGCGGCCUCGUGGCUCGCGCAUGCCUCGCCGAUAAGCCGGAUCCCACGCAGGAGCGGCGGCUGCCUGCACGCAGGCCCCGGCAUGGAGGGAGGAGACGAGACCUGCGGAGGAAACAGAGCAGCCGCAGAAGAAACAAGGGGGGGGACGAAGCUGCGGAGGAGGCAGUUGACGGCACGGCGGUGGAAGGAGAGGGAGAGGGGGGAGGCCAACCAGGGUGCUUCCAGGCGCGAGACGCGAGAGGGGAGUUGGGGUCUGUUGACGGAGCCGCUGCUGCCGACGCCCUCGCCGUUGUUCAUGCCUUUCGAUGCUCCCUUCCCUGGAGCCGCGAUAGCGGCUGGCGCCGGCGCAUGCGAAGCCGCUUUCUACAGCCAUUCUGGUGGGGCUUCAGAUGUCCAAGCUCGGGAUGCGCGGCGAAAAACCGACGUCUUCGGGCGGCCGCUGGAGGCUUCGAGCUGCUCUCCUUGCCCAGCUCGGUCCCCCGCGGCGAAGGGAGCCCUCGCUCUGUCGUCCUGUCUCGCUUCUGAGGACGUGAAGGCCGCCGGCCGUCUCGCCGUCCCUCCGCGCUCCUCGCCUUCCGCCUCCGCGGCGCUCUCCUUCCUCCGCCAGCCUCUGCCGCGCCACAGCUGGCUGUUCGCCGCGCCCGUCGAGGCCCCGGCGGCGGGGGCUGUCUCCCUCGCCCGCAUGAUGUGGGCCGCGGGGGGGCGGCGGGGGGGCGCCGCAGAAGACAGCGCAGGCGGCGCCGGCCCGGGGCGCAGACCUGGUUUCUUCCCCCUCAGCGAAGACGAGGCGCGGGAGGCGCUCGCAGAAGAAGUGGCGCUCGACGACCUGCGCCGCGGCCUCCGAGGACGAACCGCGGCUCAGCUCGUUCUCUCAACUGUGCGCGUCGCCGCGCAGUGCCGCAUCGAGGUUGGCGGACCCCCAGAGACAUCGCUGUCGGCGGGGGCGUCUCCUUCCUCCUCGCGAAUCUCAGUCGAUUUCCUGGGCCGCGUCUCUCCGCUGUGCGGCUCCGUCGCUUCGCUCGGGGCUCCCGGCGGUCUGCUGUGGCACAUCGACGGGACGAAAACCCCGCGGGACAGGCGCAGGAAGCCCCGCGCGGACGCCGACCGGGCGGGCCCCCUGGCGAGCCUCCCGCAGCGAGACCUGUCAAGCAGCCUCUCCUGCGCAGGGAGGCGCCGAGAGGCGCAGACGCAGUGGCUGGCGCGCGAAGACGAGGUGGGGCCUGCGCGGAGGCGUUUUGACGCGCGAGAGGAGGCCGCGACGACGCGCGGGAGUCUACCCGUGCACGCAGCUCAGCGAGGCGAGGAUGGAGGUGACGAGCGCGCGGCGGUGUCCCCCGCGGAGGCGAGCCGGCUGUGCGAUGAGGAAGAUGGCUUCCUCGAGGAGAACGGCGCGCGUCUCCGCUUUGCAAGACGGCGGAGCCGAGAGGGGGCCGUCCUGCCCCCCGAGGAGGCGAGACGCGAGCGCGAGGAACGCCUGGAGCGGAGGCAGACGCUGCUGUCCUUGUCGGCGGGCAGGGAGGAACUGGGCGCGAGUGCGCUGCGAGCGGGCGGCCUGAAUCGCUUUGUGGCGGAUUGGCAUCGGCGGAAGAAUGCGCGUCGCCCCGUCUUCUCCGCGUCGUCGCUUCCGGGCGUCGCGGCGCGUCGAAGCUCGGCUCGUCUCUUUUCGCGGGCGAGUGGCGAGGUCGAGCGAGUCAGACGGCGAAGGGGGCGGCGGCACGACGUGCGACAGCACUCGUCUCCGACCUUUGAGAAAGUGCAACUCCACGCCUCGCAGAUCCUCGAGAAGUACCGAGCCGGCGGCCUCAGACGCACGCGCAGCGCAGUUCUGACGCAGGGGAAGCCGAGUAUCUUGUUCAGCAGCAGCAGCUACGCGGGCGCGGGCGCGUACGCGCGGGGCUGCGAGGGACAGAGCUACGACGCCCUGCACACGGCAGAGGACGCGACGGAGGACGAGCAAUCUGCAGACGAAGACGGAGGCUGGACGAAGCGCUCAGUUCUCUCGACGUGGGCGCGAGACCCGCGCGGCGGCGGGACCUUGGGUGAGCGGAGAAGGCGAAGCGGGGGUGAGGCGGCGGACUGCGGAGACCUCGGGUCGGGGGCGGCGCUCGUGGAGCGACUCGCUCGCAGGCAGGGCGAGUGGAGGAGCUGUCGAGUCGAAGGCGGAGGAGGAGACGCGAGGGCCCACAGGCCAGCGGCCCGGGAAGACGAAUCCGACGACCGCGGCAGCGGAGGAGAGACAAGCGACGUGCAGUCCGAGGCCUCCAGCUAUGAGAAUCAGGACAUGAUCGCCACCGGGGAGGAAGACGACGCGUUUGCAGUAAAGCGACCCGCCGCGCGAGAGACCUGGCGGCGGCGGAAAGCGCGUGCAGGACGGAAGGAGCGACGGCGUUUGUUCUCGGCGCGCAGUCGCUCCGUCUCUCUGCCGUCAAAGUAUCUGCGGAAGGCCCUCAUGGCGCGCCGCGAGCCCUCUGAGCCGCGUGGCUGUGAGACGCCUCUCUCGCACUUCUUCCCCUCCUGGUCGCCCCCCAGCGCCCAGUCGCCGUCCUCUGCGCCGCCGGCCUUCCUCUCGCCGCCCUCGCUCUUCCUGCCUUUCCUGCUGUCGCCCAACGCGUCCCCCAACAGGCCCCCUGCUGGGGCAGGUACCCGGCGCGGCGGCUCGCCGCCGGGCUCGGCGAAUCGGGGCGUGGCCUCGGCCUUCGGCUCGCUGCUCUCCACGCCCGCCGCGGCGGCGCGGCUGUCGACUCGCGGAGAGCCGAAGGCCUCGCGAGAAGAGGAGAGCGAGGGCGCUGCCGGCGAGGCGCAGGGGCUGGGCUCUUCGAAGCGCGGCCGCUGGCGCGCGUCGUCUGAGCAGGUGGUCGCUUUCUCUAGCGACGCCGGGGAGGGGGAGCAAGACGAAGACGACGAGAUGGAGUCCCCGGAGCGAGACAGCGGAUUGUCCUCUUCGCCUUCUCUCUGCUCGCCCUCUUCUUGUCGCAGAGGCCCCCGCGGCAGGCAGGCCUCUGCGCUUCAGUCUGCGCCAGGGAGGGCGGCGCCGCGGCCGCGCUGCACUUACGACGCAGUUUUGAAGCCGGUUCUGUGGCUGUCGGAUGUGUCGCUGAUGCUGGAGACGGGGUUGCCGAUCCGGAAGUCCUCGGGGCGUGUGUUUGCGCACACCUGUCUCCUGGUGUCGAGCUCGGAGGUUUGCGUUUUGCUGCAGCACCUCGCGCACUCGUUUCUGGUUCUGAGCAAGGCGUCUCGGCCGGCGUGUGGUCCGCGCCAGAGCGCGCUCGCCGCCCUCAAGAAGAAGCAGCCGCUGUCGCACGUCGCGAUGAAGGCGCCGAGCGUCUCCGCGAAGCCCGGCGACGGCGGGCUCUCCGGGGCUCCGCUGCAGCCGGCGCUCUCCGCUCCAGGGGUGGAGAAGAGGCCAGAGAAGCGCCAACUGCUGCUGACGUCCAGUUCCUCCAUCAAAGUCUCACGCGGCGCCUCCGCGGCUGCCGCCGCAGCCUCGGCAGCAGCUGCCGCCAUCAAGCGGGGGGCCACGGGCGGCCUCUCGUCGGUCGUUUCUGUCUCGGGGUUGCGCGGCAAAAGAGAGUCUGCCCGCGGCGCUGCGGCGAAGGAGCGCGGCGGCAACGCUGGAGCAGUGGCCGUGGUUGAUGCAGCGGCGCCGCCGCGUGCGGCAGGCCGCGCCGGGUGCGCAGCGGGCGGCGAGAGCGCAGAGACGCGCGCAGGCAGGCCUGGACGAAAAAGGGGUCGAGGGCAGGAGCCCAGACAAGGCGCCAAGAAGGUGCGACAGCGGGGCGCAGCCAGCGCAGGAGACGGAGGAGGGUCUUCGAGCGAAGAGGAUGAGGAGGGAGAAGAAGACGAAGGCCUCGUCUCCAGAUGCAGCAGCGCCGCAGAGGACGGAACGACGAGAGAGGACGAAGAGGAGAGCAUGCCGGGGGCGGGGCUGAGGCCAGACCGGGACGGCAAAGCGGCCUCGUUCACAGGCCUCGCGCGCCCGUGUUCCCCGCCCCCGCCGCCGUUUUCUGCAGCUCGCGGCGGCCUUCCGCGAGCCAGCUGCGGGGGGAGUGGAUACGGCGAAGGCGACCGCGGCGGUGCGGCAGUCCUUGCGCCGCGCGAGAAGCCGCAGGCGCUUCAGGCCCUAGCUGCGCCUCCGCAGCCUCGGCGCGCCGCGCUCGUCCUGCGGCCUGCGGCUAUCCGGCGGCAGCUGAUGUCCUACCUGCAGGCUGAAGAAGAGGAAGAAAAAGCCCGAGCGAACGGCAUGGCGCACGCUGGCACAGUCCAGCGCGAGGGUCUCUCGCGGGAAGGAGCGACGAAUGUGCCGUCUUCACUGCGGAAGCAGCCUGAAGCGGGAGCAGAAACGCGCUGCGGAGGGGCGCCUCUCGAGAGUGCGGCCUUCACCAGGCGCGCGCGGUGCUUCAGCGCCGACGGCAGAGGCCGUAGAGGCAGGGAGGGCGUCGCGGCGGCGGCUGCGCGGGCCGUCGCGGCGGCGGAGGAGGCGCGCGAAAGACGAGGUGAGCCCAGGCGCGCAGAGGAGGAAACAGACUUCCACGCGGAAGAGGAUCAGCCAGGCGAGCAGAGCGGGGGAGAAGGAGGCCCGCGCGCAAGCAGGACUGGGCACGUCGGAAGGGGACGGAGAGGAGGGGAAGAAUGGGGAGAAGAAGGAGGAUGCAGUGGGCUCGGAGAGAGCGAAAAAAGCCAAGACGAGCUCUCGACGCACACAGCCAGCACUUCUGCUGGCGAAGGGGACGAAGAGAAAACGUUCUUCCUCGCUGAGCUCCUUAUCAACGAAGUCUGCUGGUCGCUGCUAGCUGGCCCCAGGUCCCUCCCCUUCUGCUGCUUCUCCUGUCGCCGCGUCUCCGCCACCAGCACCAUUCAGGCCUUCACAGAACACCGCACCAACCUCGAGGUCGACGUCGCGGAAUGGAGCAUCCUUCAGCUGCUUCCGCGCGAGGCGCCAGCCCUGGCGUGGUCGGGCCUUGCGCUGCAUCUCCCGUUGCCGCCGCCCGCGUCUUCGCCGCUCCGUCGGUCGGCGGUCCGGGCUUCUCGGGUGGUCUCGGGGCCUCUUGACCCGUCUGAGGCCCCCGGGGGGGCGUCUCGAGCGCGUCGUCUCUCUUCGUCGUCGGCGGGUUCAGACGGGUCGCGGUCUUCGGGUGUGUCGGGUUGCGCCUCGCACGCCGCCUCGUCGUCCUCGCAGUCGUUCGCUUCCUUGCUGGCGUUGAGCGGGCAAGCCCGGUCGGCGGUCUCGUCUAAGGGCGUCGAGAAUCGCCUCGUCGGCGCCUUGGGUGCCACGUCCUGCGGGCUGCUCAGCCUGUCUCCGCCGCUCGGCGUCAAGCUGCCGCCUUCGCGGCCCGAGUCCGCCGCCCCAGACGCGCAGAACGCGUCGCCUUCGUCCUCGCUCCCCACGCCGGCGGCGCCUCUCUCCAAGCUCGGGUUGCUAGCUUCUUCGUCGUCUGGGCCUUCCGCUUCUCCUCCCUGCGCGUGUGUCGAGCGCGCCGAGAAGGCCGCAGCGCCGGCGGAGGCGUAUGCAGACGACCGACCGUCGCCGCCGCUGUCCCUUCCCGGGGGCGACGCCCGCCAGGGGCCCCCGAGCGUCUCUUCGCCGGAUCCCUCUUCCUGGGGAAAAGACGAUGACGAGGCGCGCAGCGUCGUCUCCGCUGAGGGCAGCCAGCGCGUGGCGAGCGCCGGCCGCCCUCCUGCGAUCGCGGCGCAGCACAUGGUCCGACAGAAGGAGAAAGUGAGGUCGCUGCUGAGUCGCCUGAGCAGGCGGCACACCGGUGAUGCCCUCGGCAGGGAGGCCGCAGAGUCCGCCGCGCUGCGAAAAGCCGCCACGCGGCCGGCAGCAGCGCCCCUCGCGGACGUGACGGCCUUCCCCGACCCGAGCCCUUCGCCGCCGCCAAGCGGCGCGCUGCCGCCUCGAGAGGGGAAGAGUCUGUUUUCCCCGGCGCUCGUGUGCGAAGGCUUGCUGAGCUUUGGCGACCUGAGGAAGAAGAGGGAUCGACGCGCGGCCGAGCCCAGCGCGGCAGAGCCCGCGCCAACCUACCCGCCGGACGACCUCCACCUCAGCCGAGCGAGCAGCGCAGAAAGCUCCGCCUCGACAGAUCUCGCAGAGGGGGAAAUCGUCCUGGAGAGCCCCGCGCUGGACACGCAGCGCGGCGGAGAGCUCAUCGAGGCGUCUCGGGAGAGCGCGCGGUGUGGCGGAGAGACGCAGGCAGACGCGGACGAGUUCGGGUUCGAGCGGGCUUGUCCAAGGCGAUGUGAGAAAUCGGUCGUCUCUGCGGAGCCGAUGGCGUGCGACCUCUUGGCCUCUCUCCUCUCUUCGCCGUCCUCUCGGCUCAGCAACCGCGCCAGAGCGGCAUGCGCCCCUGUCGCUUCCCAAGCACCGACGUCGUCCUCCUCUUCCUCGCCGCGCAGCUCGUCCUGCCCGCCCGCGUCAUCCUCGUCGUCCCCCGGCGCUGCGGCGCUGUCGCCUCCACUCUCCGCGCCCGCUCUGUUUGAGCACCGCGGCGGCCGCGGCGCGUCGCCGCCGAUCGCGUGCGCGCCGUCGCCUGGCUCGCUGACGGCCGCGGAGGGCGAGCGACUCGAAGAAGCGGCGAAGGGCGAAAGUGGCGGCGUGUGGCUGGAAGGCCGGUCGGCUUCGCGCCGCAGCACCGCAGUCGGCGGGCCCCCGGUUCAUUCGCUCUCGUCGCAGUUCCGCAGAAACUUUGUCGAGGCUGCGGCGCAGUGGUGCAGGCGCCAGGUCGACGCGCGGCUGAAGAAGCGCGGUGGCAGGGACUUGGACAGACAAAGCACUCUGGAGAGCGGCGCGAAGAUCAGACAAGACGCGCUGCUCGGCGCGUCGCCCGAGGCUCUCGACGUGGCGUCGCUUGAGGAGGCCCUCAAGGGGGAAGGUGAGCACGCGGACCUCAAAGCGAGACUCCGCAGAAAGCUGCGCCUGUCAGGCAGGGCAGCAGAAGGCGGCGAGGCGGAACGCCGCGUCGAGAGAGAAAACGAGCGGCUGCAGCCCCUCAGUGGCUGCUGCAACCGACCCGGAAGCGAAGCGGGCCAAGGCGUCGAGGGCGACCGCGCGCGAGAGGGCGACAGGGCACCGCAGAGCGCGAGAGAGAAGUCUGCGAACCAGACCGAUGGCGAAGCGCCCCAGAGCAGAGUGAAGGAGAUGGUCUUGUGGGAGGAAUCGACCGAAGAGGGCGAGGAGGGAGAGCGGAGAGCCAGCCGCCGGAGCGUCGCGGGGGAGGAAGCGAGAUUCGAGGCAGAGAGCGCGCUCGCAGGAAAAGCGAAAGGGAGCGAGUGGAGGACACAAGAGGAGGAAAGCAGUGCGGAGGAGGAAAGCGGCGACGAGGACUGUGACGCCCUCGAGGCGCCGUUCUCUGCAGCCGAACUCCUCAUGCUCCUCUUCCCGCCAGGCACGCUCGCCUCGCCCGUGUUCACUCCUCUCCUCGACGUCCUUCAGCCGAGCGCAGCGGUGAACGAUGAGCAGGAUCUCUUUUUGGAUCUCUCGGCGUACCGAAAUGCAUUCUUCUUGCAAAGCGCGAGCAGCGCGACGCCCUCGCAGAACGAAGUCUCCCCCGUGUCCUGCUCCCCGCUCUCCUCGGCGCGAACCGAGCGCCCCCCCGGCUGGCGACCGGGCGCUCCCUCUCUGGGUCGCGGUGCAGGCCUCGGAGCCGCGGAAGCGAGCAGGCGAGAGGCGGAGCGAGAGGGGCGCCGCCGCAGACGAACGGCGCUCGUCGAGGGGGGAAGCGAAGGCCUGGAAGACGACGGGGGAUUCGGCGCGCGCAGAGAGCGAGCAGGGCGGAGACUCCGACGCGAGAUGGGGGCCGCGUGGCGCAGGGAAGCGCAUGCACUGGCGUGGGAGCAAGAGGCAGACGUGGAGGGGCAGCAGAGAGGAAAGCUGCUGCAGCAGCUCCUCGGAGGCCCCGAGGGCGGCGAGCCGGCGCGUUCCAAGGUCUCUGCGCACGCCAUCUCCAUCCGCUGCAGCUUUCGAUUCGUGGAACUCGAAGGCGCCGUCUGGCAAGUGUUCGAUUCUCUGAUUGUGCACAUCGAUCCGCUGCGCGUCCGUUUGGCGUCCGCCCUCGUCGAGCAGUUGUACGCCUUUUUCUUUCCGCCGUCCUCCUCCGCGUCGCUCGCUCUUCUGCCUCCAAGCGAAGACGCACUGCCGGGAGCCUCUGGGCUGCGGCAGAAAACGCAUGCAGGCGGACUCGGCCCCAGGCCGCCGCACAGCCUUUACCUCUGCUCGCCCGCGUCGCCACAAGGCGUGAGGGUGCCGCCAGCCGCGCCGGGCGGGGAGGAGGACGAAGAGACACUUCGCGGUUCCAGGGCCUCCGCCGCGGCGCCUCCGCUUCCUCGCGGCGCAGCUCGCCCUCUCGCGCCGGAGUCAGACGGAGAGUCGGGCGCGGGGGAGGCUCGCGAGGGCGGCGACGGAGGGAAGCGCGGCGAGGAAGAAGGCAGGCGCUGCAGCGACGUCUCGGCGUGUGAAUCCGUCGCAGGGCUGAGCAGCGCCGCAUGCAGCGGAGGAGGCGCCUCGGGUAUGGGACUGUCUGUGUGUGGGGCCUCUGGUGGACUAGGGGGCGCGGGCGCGGCGGGUUGCGUCCAGCAGAGUCUGGCGGUGGGGCCCAGCGAGCCAAGUAAAGUCAGCGUGCUUGUGAGUGUGCCUGUGAGUGCUCCUGCGCCGCAAGCCGGCGGCGCGUUGUCUUCGGCGCCUCCGCUCAUCUUCAUUCGCUACGUGCGCGUGUCGCCCGUCGUCGCGCUCGUCCGGUACCGGGGCACGGUGAAUCUCAACGACGUGCUUCUCGAGCUUAAGCCCUUUGUGCAGAGAGACAAACUGAAAACCUGGAAGGCCAUGAUUGACAAAUACAUCUGGUUCGUCGGCAGACAGGCGACAGGCCGCGUGAUCAGUCACAAGUUGCGAGACUUGAUUGUGCGGCGCAAGAGACCCGCGUUCGCUGACCGCAGUAAAGGCGGCGCCCGAGCGGCUGGCGGAGGCAGAGGAAGGCAGGUGGUGGCGGGAAGUCUGUUGGCGCUGCGCCCGCAGGGGAACGUGUCGGAAAUGCGCAAGAAGCACAUUCUCUUCGGCACCAAAUUGUAG